AGCUACCUUGCGUGGGUAUAAGGGGAAUCUGAUGAAGCCGUUGUAUGUAAUGUGACGGGUAGCAACAUCACGCCGACGUUAGCUACUUUGCUUUUUAAUGGUGCCUCGUAGGUAGUGGGAAAUCCUACAACACGAUACGCUAUGGUACACUACACUGACAAGAUUUCGCUGUAUCUGCGAGGAGGCGAACCAAGACCUUUGUGCUACCUUGGAAAUGGCGAGACCCCUCGGACAGGAUGGGGCGUGGCGGGAAUAAGGAAGAGCCAGAGCUCGAUGAUAUGCAUGCGAUCCCUUGGUGGAUGGUACCAUUGAAUGGCGUAAAUGCAAGACGGCAACUCGUCUACAUUUUACGCGGUAGAGGCACUCGGCUGAUCAGCAGCUUUGCCGCGAGAACCAUGGAACCUUCUCCCGAGACGUUCCUGGCUCAGAUGUUACAGCAGAAGGAUGUGAUCCCACUAGCUAUGUCUUUCUUCUCUGGAAGAGACAUGUUUUUGUUGCUGUUUGACUUUGGCCGUCUUGGGUAUAUCACGCAAGCGUCUACCUCCUCCAUGAUGAAUGAAACAGAUGUCCCUAUGGUGGCUGCCGAUAUGAUUGGAGACACGAGCUGUUUGAGCAACUCGACAGUGCAAUCCGACGUGUUCAUGCCAACGCAGAGGCGUCAUGUAUUCAAGAUCCAGCACCUCGGCGAAAUAGUGAGAGUUUUUCCCAGCAGGCCGAGGACAUCUUACGCCACGAGUGUGUGGUCGCUGAGGAUGGGCGCGGAGAGGAGGGGAGGCGAUAUCCAACAGCAACGCCAUCUCCGGCAAUUGGGAACCCUCACUACUGAUGUUGGGACAAGUUGCCAACAAGCCAAGGUGCCCAAACAUACUCAGACAUACACGGUAGUGCAUAUCAACAGCUACAGAGUCAUAUGUGCUGGCUUGGCAGGAAAUACGACGCAUGUGCUGACCCUCCACAGAAUCGGUAUCCUUGAACCUGGAGGCUUGAGAGGAAUCCGAGGAGUGUGCAUCUCAACUUGUUUAGAUUCGAACCUUUACUAUUUGAAUGAUCUGGGCGCCUGGGCUGUAGAGCGACGCAAGAUGCCGAGAGCUGAACCCUCGGUGGCAUUGCGAGCGUUCUACAAGAAUGCAUAG
Molecule: messenger RNA, 1133 nt
Organism: Neurospora hispaniola
Lineage: Eukaryota; Fungi; Ascomycota; Sordariomycetes; Sordariales; Sordariaceae
Exons: 3
Coding region: 237-1133 (298 amino acids)
Source: RefSeq, a predicted model, not a curated record